GUACAAUGUCAGAGGUUUACUCUUUGGUAAGUUAGUAUUUUAUUGCCCCUUUUUUUUAAAAAACUGAUUUGUUUAUCAUCUUCAGCUGCAGAGAUUUUAUUUAACAUGCAUAGCUCACAGACAGUCGGUGACAUGUUGAGUGACGCCUUGGAUGACUUGGAGGACUACAAUAGUUCUUAUGACUACAGUCUCAGCAACUGGAGUGGUGUUUGUGACCUGAAUGAAGGCAUGAAGUUUGAGGUGGUGUUCAUACCAAUUCUUUACUGUGUGGCAUUUAUUGUGGGUAUCCUUGGGAAUGGAGUGCUGCUGGGAGUACUGUUUCACAGCAGAAAGAUCUGGAGUGUGACAGACACCUUCAUCCUCCAUCUGGGUGUUGCAGACAUACUGCUGUUGGUGACACUGCCCUUCUGGGCAACACAGUAUGCUCAAGAUGAUGGAUGGACAUUUCGCACUCCCCUCUGCAAGAUUGUCGGAUCUGUUUUUGUGAUCAACUUCUACUGUGGGAUCUUUCUCCUGGCCUGCAUUAGUUUGGACCGCUACCUGUCAAUAGUCCAUGCCACCCAGAUGUACUCCCGCAGGAAGCCCUGGGUUGUUCAGGCCAGUUGCUUGUCAGUGUGGUUCUUCUCCCUGCUCCUCUCUAUCCCUGACUGGAUCUUUUUUGAAGCUGUGCUGGAUAUCAGACGACAGAGAACGGAAUGUAUUCGCAACUAUUUCAUUUUUGGUGAAAGGGCUGUAUUUGUCGGGCAGUGGGCAUCACGUCUGCUUUAUCACAUAGUGGGCUUUCUGCUUCCUUCAGCCAUCCUGAUCUACUGCUACUCCUGCAUUCUAGAGAGACUGCGAUGUGGCACACAGGGCCUUCAAAAGCAAAAAGCUUUUAGGGUCAUUGUCACUGUGGUGGUGGCUUUCUUUCUCUGCUGGACACCGUACAACAUCACACUCAUGGUGGACACACUUCAUUCUGGCAAUAGCACUGACACCUGUGGAAAGAGAUCAUCUCUGGAUAAGGCGAAAACAGUGACCUUCACUUUGGGAUGCCUCCACUGCUGCCUCAAUCCCAUCCUGUAUGCCUUUGUGGGUGUAAAGUUCCGGCGUCAGCUCAUGGACAUCCUGAGGUCUCUGGGCUGCAAGCUGAAGACAAGUGCCAAAUUCCAGUCUACUGUCAACAGCAGGAGAAGCUCCAUUUGGUCUGAGUCUGCUGACACCUCCCACUCUACUGCCAUCUGAGAAAGAUACAAACAUAAAUCUAUUCACAAAUCUGAACUGAUUUAAACUGACAUAACAACCGCAACAAUAACAUGCAAAAUAUUUCUGUAUAUUUCCUGUAUUGUAUAACCUGUAACAGGCAAUGUUUUCUUUCAGUUCUCAAUAGUUCAUCGUAUAUCGGCAGCUGAACAUGACUAUGAACAUAGAACGAGUUACUUUGACCUUCAGGCACUGACAUUUGCACUUUUCAGCAGCAAAGUUUUUCUUUUAUAGCAGAAAUAUAACAUUUAUCAUUGCUUAUUCUCAGGGAGCUUUAUAGCAUAAGAGUUAACAUUUCUUUUGUAGUCUUCUUAUUGUCUUACUGUAGUGUGUGUGUGUGUAUAUAUAUAUAUAUAUAU
Amphiprion ocellaris (clown anemonefish) is the source of this 1601-nucleotide messenger RNA. RefSeq names its product chemokine (C-X-C motif) receptor 3, tandem duplicate 1 (gene cxcr3.1). Gene Ontology annotation, molecular function: C-X-C chemokine receptor activity. The record is from RefSeq and is a predicted model, not a curated record. Gene Ontology annotation, biological process: G protein-coupled receptor signaling pathway; immune response; chemotaxis. NCBI's taxonomy places the organism in Eukaryota, Metazoa, Chordata, Actinopteri, Pomacentridae. Gene Ontology annotation, cellular component: membrane. The transcript has 3 exons. Bases 106 to 1224 code for a protein of 372 amino acids.